CGUGCCCGCCGCCCGCCUGCCCCUGAUGCCGCGGCAGAAGGCGGCCUCCGGCUCGGCCGGGGCCGCCGUGCCCGCCCUGGCGGCGGCCAGGCAGGCGGUGUUGAGCCGAUUCUUUAAGCCGGCGGGACACCUGAAGUCCUCCCCCCAGACGGGGGCACCUGGGAGGCCCAGCUGUGAUGCUGGAGCGCCCCCGGAGCCGCGGGAGCUGCAGGAGCCGUGGGAGCAGCAGCGGAAGGCCUCUGAAGUUAAUGGAUGUAAGAAGAGGACCCUGGAAUAUGAUGAACCUGAUCACAAGAGAGCAAAGCAGGCUCGAGGAGAUGAAGGAGAAGAAAGUGGUACCGGAACAGUUGGAAGCUGUGAGCCAAGAAAAUGUCUGAGGCCCAGGAUGGUUUUAAAGUCUCUAGAAAAACUGAAAGAAUUCUGCUGUGAUUCUGAGAUUCCUUAUAGUAGAGCUCCAGCUGAACCACCACAGGGGAGAUUGGCAAUUUUGCCAAAAUGUACUGAUUUUGAAGACAUCAGCCUAAAUGCAAAACAUAUUGUUCCUUCUGAAGGUUCCAGUUCUCAAAUGAAUCAGAAGGGAGGAUCACUUUUUGGUCUUGCUCAUUUUUCAUUAUCAAAUAAAAGUCAUGAAAGCCUACAGAAUACAUCUGAGCCCAAACCUACCAACAGAAGAACCAAAAGCAUUUAUACUCCGUUAGAAAUGCAAUACCUAGAAAUGAAAGAGCAACAUAAAGAUGCCAUCUUGUGUAUUGAAUGUGGAUACAAAUAUAGGUUCUUUGGAGAAGAUGCAGAGAUUGCAGCACGGGAACUCAACAUAUAUUGCCAUUUGGAUCACAACUUUAUGACAGCAAGCAUACCCACUCACAGACUUUUUGUUCACGUACGCCGUCUUGUGGCAAAAGGACAUAAGGUGGGAGUAGUCAAACAAACUGAAACUGCAGCGCUGAAGGCUAUUGGAGAGAAUAAAAGUUCUGUGUUUACCCGAAAAUUGACUGCUCUUUAUACUAAGUCUACACUUAUUGGAGAAGAUGUGAAUCCCUUGAUGAAGCUAGAUGAUCCUGUAAAUGUUGAAGAAACACCAAGUGAUACGUCUAACAAUUAUCUCCUAUGCAUCUGUGAAAAUAAAGAAAAUAUGAAAGAUAAACAAAAGGGGAAUAUCACAGUUGGCAUUGUGGGAGUACAGCCUGCAACUGGUGAGGUCGUUUUUGAUAGUUUCCAGGACUCAGUAUCCCGUUUAGAAUUAGAGACCCGCAUUUUAAGAUUGCAGCCCGUGGAACUUCUGCUACCAUCAGAGAUGUCUGAUCACACUGAGAGGUUCAUCAAGAGUAUAACUUCUGUCAGUGUACGGGAUGACAGAAUUCGAGUAGAAAGGAUGGAUGACCUUUAUUUUGAAUACGGUCACGCUUUUCAGCAAAUCACUGAGUUUUAUGCAGAAGUACUUGAUGUCAAAGCUUCCCAGAGUUUUUCUGCAAUAUUAAAUUUAGAUAAGCCUGUGAUUUGCUCUUUGGCAGCAGUAAUUCGAUACCUUAAAGAAUUUAAUUUAGAGAAAAUGCUCUACAAUCCUAGAAAUCUUAAAAAGCUGUCAAGUGAAAUGGAAUUUAUGACAAUUAAUGGAACAGCACUGAAGAGUCUGGAAAUCUUACAGAAUCAGACGGAUUCAAAAUUCAGAGGCAGUUUGCUAUGGGUCUUAGAUCACACUAAAACUCCUUUUGGGCGACGAAAAUUGAAGAAGUGGGUGACUCAGCCACUCCUCAAAUCAAGGGAAAUAAAUGCCCGACUUGAUGCAGUGUCAGAGAUUCUCAUCUCUGGGUCCAGUGUGUUUGGUCACAUACAAAAUCAUCUGUGCAAAUUGCCUGACAUAGAGAGAGGACUCUGUAGCAUUUAUCACAAAAAGUGUUCCACCCAGGAGUUCUUCUUGAUUGUUAAAGCCCUGUGUCACCUGAAGAUAGAAAUUCAAGCAUUAAUUCCUGCUAUCAAUUCCCAAGUUAAAUCAGACUUGCUCAAGCAGUGCCUUCUGGAAAUACCUGAGCAUCUCAACCCAGUGGAGCAUUUUUUCAAUAUACUCAAUGAACAAGCUGCCAAGAUUGGAGAUAAAACUGAGUUGUUUAAGGACCUCACAGAUUUCCCUUCAAUAAGUAAGAGGAAAGAGGAAAUACAAGUGGUUACCACCAAAAUCAAUCUACAUUUGCAAGAAAUACGAAGAGUACUAAAAAAUCCUUCUGCACAUUACAAAACAGUGUUGGGACAGGAGUUUCUCAUAGAAGUAAAGAACUCUCUCAUAUCUUCUAUACCCUCUGAUUGGGUUAAGGUUGGAAGCACAAAAGCUGUCAGCCGCUUUCACUCUCCUUUUAUUGUAGAAAAUUACAGACAUCUGAAUCAGCUCCGGGAGCAGCUAGUCCUUGACUGCAACACUGAAUGGCUAAAUUUUUUAGAUCAUUUCAGUGAACACUAUCACUCUUUGUGUAAAGCGGUUCAUCACUUAGCAACUGUCGACUGCAUUUUCUCACUGGCCAAGGUUGCUAAGCAAGGAGAUUAUUGCAGACCAAUUUUGCAAGAAGAGAGGAAAAUAGCGAUAAAAAAUGGUCGACAUCCUGUGAUUGAUGUGUUAUUGGGAGAGCAGGAUCAAUAUGUUCCCAAUAGUACAAAUUUGUCAGGGGACUCUGAGAGAGUGAUGAUAAUUACUGGACCAAACAUGGGUGGAAAGAGCUCCUACAUAAAACAAGUUGCGUUGAUUACUAUCAUGGCACAAAUUGGUUCCUAUGUUCCUGCAGAAGAAGCUACAAUUGGGAUUGUGGAUGGUAUUUUCACAAGGAUGGGAGCUGCAGAUAAUAUAUAUAAGGGCCAGAGUACGUUUAUGGAAGAACUGACAGACACCGCAGAGAUCAUAAGAAAAGCAACGUCACAAUCCCUAGUUAUCUUGGAUGAAUUGGGAAGGGGGACAAGCACCCAUGAUGGAAUUGCCAUUGCUUAUGCUACUCUGGAGCAUUUUAUUCGAGAUGUGGAGUCAUUGACCCUGUUUGUCACACAUUAUCCUCCUGUGUGUGAACUAGAAAAAACAUAUCCACAAUGGGUAGGGAACUACCACAUGGGAUUCCUUGUUAAUGAAGAUGAAAGUACACAGAACACAGGUCAGGAAGAUGAGGAAAUCCCUGAUUUUGUUACUUUUCUUUAUCAAAUAACCAGAGGAGUUGCUUCAAGGAGCUAUGGACUGAAUGUAGCCAAACUAGCAGAUGUCCCUGGAGAAAUCUUAAAGAAAGCAGCUUACAAAUCAAAGGAACUUGAGAGAUUAGUCAAUGUGAAAAGAAAAAGGCUGAAAUCUUUUGCGAAACUAUGGAAUACAGCUGAUGCUACAGAAUUACAAGAAUGGACAAACAUGGUUGAAACUGAAUGAACUUUAGCCUGUUGUCGCUGUCUGAAUGGAGAAUAACAUCAGUGUAUAAAAAUAAAAUGCUGAAAAUACAGUUCAAAACAGAGUAACAGCCUAACCUACAUGAUCAGACUGUUUUAAGACAAACGACAGAGAUCAUGGAAUUAUGUUCAGUGUUUUGGUUGAAAUGGAGAGACAUUCUAAGACAGUCUUUUACCAGAUUCUCAGCUCCAGGACUUUUAAAUUAAAGUAUAAGCCAUAGUUUUGCCUAUGAAAGAAAUUUGCUAUGCAACUAGACAAUUGCUUGGCUCAGAAAUUUCUACAGAAAAGUUUUUUUAUGUACAUUAAUAAACAGGAUAAAUGAUG
Molecule: messenger RNA, 3733 nt
Organism: Phascolarctos cinereus (koala)
Lineage: Eukaryota; Metazoa; Chordata; Mammalia; Diprotodontia; Phascolarctidae
Source: RefSeq, a predicted model, not a curated record